Molecule: messenger RNA, 2586 nt
Organism: Cyphellophora attinorum
Lineage: Eukaryota; Fungi; Ascomycota; Eurotiomycetes; Chaetothyriales; Cyphellophoraceae
Exons: 2
Coding region: 1-2586 (861 amino acids)
Cellular component (GO): cytoplasm; nucleus
Molecular function (GO): ubiquitin binding
Source: RefSeq, a predicted model, not a curated record
AUGUCAGAAGUAGCGCCCGCCAGAACGGGUGGCUCAAGAGGCAGAGGUGGAUCUCGAGGCGGCCGAGGCGGCUACAGAGGUGGCAGAACUUCUUCUCGGACUCAGAAAGAUGACCAGGAGAACCUACCAGUGAGCCUCGAGGAUCAAGGAGAGGUCGGCGAGCUCAAGCGCAAAUUCGGCGACAAAAUCCCUUUCUUGCGAGAAAUCUGCCCUGGAUGGAGCGAUGAAGACUUAGUCUUUGCACUUGAAGAGACCAAAGGCGACGUUGAAGCUGCUGUCGACCGAAUUUCAUCUGGCACAAUUUCACAAUGGGGUGAGGUCAAGAAGAAGCAGCCAAAGGCGAAAGAUGCAGCUGUUUCUGGGGAUGGAAGCUCUUCUCGAGGUCGUGGUCGCGGUGGACUCGAGACCAGAGGCCGCGGACGUGGCACCGAGCGUGGCGGCCGUGGCGGACGAGGUGCCAGAACUGCCUCCCAAGCCAACGGUACCAAGCAAGUCACAAAAUCGGACGACUGGGAGGUAGUGCCUCCAACGAGCGAGAUCCAAGCAGAAGCUGCCGGCGCAUGGGACAAACCGACCAACGGAGAUACUGCUACCCACACCGAAUCGGCUGCGCCCGUCGAAGAAAAGAAAUCAGCUGCACCAGCUUCAUCGGCCAAAGCAGGCGGGUGGGCUAGCCUGUUCGCAAAGCCGCCGCCAGCACCGAAGCCUGUCCCAACCGCUCAACCCGAAUCGCUCCCUGCUCCCACAAUAGCUGCUCCUGUCGAAGAUCAUGCUCAGGAGCUGCCGCCUCCCAUCGAACCUCAAGUUGUCGAAGACUCGCCCUCCGAACUUCCCUCUGCUCCGCAUUCCGAAGGUCCGAAUGAUCUGCCUCCUAGUAAUGAUGAGCUGACGGAAAAUAAUUUGGAACAACUGCCUGAUGUGUCGCAUCCUCCUGCUUCGCAGACAGUAGCUAGUACCACUGCUAGCACGCAAAACCCAUUGGAUCAGGCUGCAUCGGCUGCAAAGGCCCCUGUCAGACCCGCAUCCGGCUAUGCUGCGACUGCCCUAAAAGCCACCGCCGCUGGUCGAUCGGCAAGCUUCAUGAGGAAGGUCAAAGAACAACAAGAGGCAGUCGUAAUGCCAGGGCAUCAUGCAGUCGAGAAGACUGCUGUACAAUUUGGCAAGAUGGGCUUGAAUGGCGAUGGGGACGACUUUGACGAAGAUCGUGAGGAGCCAGAGACUCGAACUCCACUUCCGGAUGACUCUCCAGUUGCACCUCGAGCUUCGCUCCCUCCUGGUCUGCCAGAAGCGCAACAGCAACAGCAACAAGCUGCGCCUGCUGAGAUCCAAGCUCCCACCGAGCCUCAGGCACAGCGUCAAGCUCCUGGCCUACCUCCAGCGCCUCAACAAGCCCAUCAGUCUACACAGCAGGCUGCUUCCGGCUUCGGCGACCCAUAUAGAUAUGGACAAGGCGCAAAGACCUACGAUCCUUUCGGUCAACCUGCUUCCCAGCAAGCACCACCUGCUGCGCAGGAACCAUUCGCAUCGCAAGUCCCAGGUCAGCAACAGACUGCUGGCCAGCAGAACAUGAGCGGCUACUACGACCGCGAAGCUUAUGCUCAAUACUAUGGUUACGGCCAACAUCAUGAUGGCCAACGCGCGGCAAGCGGUUUUGGCGGUACGUCUGCUCAAGAUAUUCAGUCUCAGUAUGCGACAGCCGGUCCACAGCGUGGAUACAGCCAACACGAAGGGCAGAACAGUGGCAGUAACACUCCUGCUCCAACUGGCCCAAGCCAGCAAUCUCAAGCGUCUCAACAGCAACAGCACAUGGGUGCUGGCCAACAUCAGGGCUACCCUUACGGCUACCCGAGCAGCUAUGGACAACAGUAUCCUCAGUACUCUCAACAGCAGUACAUGAAUCAGAUGUCCCAUCAGCAUCGCUAUGGCGCCAAUCGUCCCAUGUUUGACGAUGCUCGUCGUCAAGGAGGACAACAACAACAACAACAGGAAGACUACUAUGGCAACCAGUACGCGUACGGCAAGAACCAGCACUAUGGUGGCGGCCAGUACAAUUCUAGCAUGUACGGCCAGCCCCAGCAGCAGUACUCCUACGACCACGCCAGCAGCGCCUCCAACAUGGGAAGCUAUGGAGGUCGUGGUGAUAAUGGCUACGGUCGCAGCGGCUCCACCCAGCCUUCUGAGCAGCAGACAGCUGCCACUAGUGGUAGCUUCAGCGCUGCGCAAGACCCAUUCGCACGCGGUUCUUCCGGCUUCGGUCACAGCCAAGCUCUGGGUCAGCAUGGCGGCAGUCACCAAGGCAGCGAAGACGCAUUGAAAGCAUCUGGUCCAAGCCCUGCCCUUCAGAGUGGACGCCCAGGCUCUACCACGAACGCCAGUCAAGGUCAGCAGAGUGGUCUCGGUCAGCAGCAGUCUCAGCAGGGUUUCGGCGCGUAUCCACAGUAUGGAGGCGGGUUCGGCAACUUUGGUGGACAGCAACAGGGAGGUGGCCAUCAAGCCAGCCAGUAUGGCGGUUACGGCUCGAGUGCAUUCGGAAACACUUAUGCUGGUUAUGGCGGGUCUGGACGUGGAUGGAAUAACGCCCACUAG